AUGCUAAGCUUUUCAGUCCAUUUAUUAGCACUCGCAAUCAAGAUCUGCUUUAUAAAGAUUAUUAAUCCGAUUAAAACUUUUUUUGAUUCUUUGUUUGCUGGAAUUUUUAUGCAAUCGAUGCUAUGAUCAGAAAUUCUUGUUUAUGAGAAAAAUAAUGCUUUGGGCAGAGAUAAUUUUUGCAGAUACAUGCAUAGAUUCCAUCGAAAGAAUCAAAGGAGCAGCUUAGCUUUUGCAUAA
This is a messenger RNA of Blepharisma stoltei, 237 nucleotides long. Lineage: Eukaryota; Ciliophora; Heterotrichea; Heterotrichida; Blepharismidae. The record is from the annotation of a GenBank genome assembly.